AUGGCUCACUAUAUGGAAUAUUACGAGAUGCAGAGCGGGGGCGGUGUUCCGAGAGUUUUCACGGGAUCGACGUAUCAGCGUGGUCACGGUAUCGGAAGCAAACUUGAUCUUUUCACUCUACCGCCCACUCAGACCAGUAUCGAGAGAUUGCAAUGGAUUCAUUACAAACCUUUGUCGGCUCUUGCGGACGAUGCUCCCGUGGAGUUUGUCGUACCGGGACAUGCGGUUACUCCGCCUACUUCGGUUACAGCUUCUAGCGCUACUGCUGCAGAGCAUAAAGUAGGGCCUGUAAAUAACUUUUUACAUUCCAUGUUCAAUCAAAUUGAUGUGUACUUUAAUCAAAAGCUUGUGUCGCCUCCGAACAAUGCUUACGCGUAUCGAGCCUAUUUCGAGAAAGUGUUGAAUUAUACUUCAGAGGCAAAAUCCUCUCAUCUCACCACCUGUUUAUGGGAUAGCGAUCCUCCGGGGCUGUUGGAUGACGGCUUUGAUGCUCCAACUGAGAACCCCGUUUUCGUGAGACGUAUGCAGUAUUUCAAAAAUAACCGUGCUGUGGAUCUCAUAGGACAUUUACAUUGCGACGUCUUCAAUCAGGAUAAAUUCUUGAUUAAUGUCGUGGAAAUGCGCCUAAGACUCAUCCGCUCGAAGGAUUCUUUCUGUCUCAUGGAAUCUACGCCACAGACAAGAGUUCGUAUUGUAAACGCUACCUUGAUUAUGAGGAGAGCAAAACUAAGCGCUAGAGUUUUAUUAGCUCACGCUAAAAUGCUGAGCAAAACCAUUGCAAAGUAUCCUCUCACGAGAGUUGAAGUUAAAUCGUUUACAAUCCAUAGAGGAGUGGUGGGAGAAUCACUUGACAACGCCAUACUCUGGCAACUGCCGAAGCGAGUAAUAAUUGGUUUUGUCAAAAAUAAGGCGUUUAACGGCGAUAAAACGGGUAUUCAUUUUCUAAACGAAGGCAAUGCUAUAAGCAGAGAUGCUUAUGCUCACGGAUACACAGUCUUCGCUUUUGAUCUCACACCCGAUUUAUUGGCUAAUUGCGUCGAACAUUGGAAUCUCGUAAAGCACGGUAGUUUGCGAAUUGAAGCACGGUUCGAAAAAGCUCUCGAAACGACUAUUAACUGGCUUGUUUAUGCGGAAUUUGAUAGUGUUUUGGAAAUCGAUUCUUCGCGCCAAAUCAUUGUUGAUUAUAACGGAUAA
Pseudomyrmex gracilis is the source of this 1194-nucleotide messenger RNA. RefSeq lists its product as uncharacterized. The transcript has 4 exons. Gene Ontology annotation, cellular component: cytosol. Bases 1 to 1194 code for a protein of 397 amino acids. Gene Ontology annotation, molecular function: ribonucleoside-diphosphate reductase activity, thioredoxin disulfide as acceptor. NCBI's taxonomy places the organism in Eukaryota, Metazoa, Arthropoda, Insecta, Hymenoptera, Formicidae. The record is from RefSeq and is a predicted model, not a curated record. Gene Ontology annotation, biological process: deoxyribonucleotide biosynthetic process.